Messenger RNA from Puntigrus tetrazona (Sumatra barb), 2113 nucleotides. RefSeq names its product adaptor related protein complex 3 subunit mu 2 (gene ap3m2). Lineage: Eukaryota; Metazoa; Chordata; Actinopteri; Cypriniformes; Cyprinidae. Gene Ontology annotation, biological process: endocytosis; intracellular protein transport. Gene Ontology annotation, cellular component: cytoplasmic vesicle; clathrin adaptor complex. The transcript has 9 exons. The record is from RefSeq and is a predicted model, not a curated record. The coding region runs from base 157 to 1413 and encodes 418 amino acids.
CGUAUCCUGCCAUUGGUUGGAGCGGGUGACAAUCACACGUUUUCUCGUCACAAAAUAACGGAGAAGGAAGCGACGUUUCUGGUUCUUGUCUCAUUAAAGAAUCCUGGAAUUAUUAAAGUGUCGGGUGGGAAAAAAAACGAAACAGAUCCUGCCGAGAUGAUCCACAGCCUGUUCCUGGUGAACGCGUCGGGGGACAUCUUCCUGGAGAAGCACUGGAAGAGCGUGGUCAGCAGGUCCGUCUGCGAUUACUUCUUCGAGGCUCUGGAGCGAGCCACGGAGCCGGAGAACGUGCCCCCGGUGAUCCCGACCCCGCACCACUACCUCAUUAACGUGCUCCGCCACCGCAUCUACUUCGUGGCCGUGAUCCAGAGCGAAGUGCCUCCUCUGUUCGUCAUCGAGUUCCUGCAUCGCGUCGUGGACACCUUUCAGGAUUAUUUCGGGGUUUGCACAGAAGCGGCGAUUAAAGACAAUGUGGUGGUGGUCUAUGAGCUUCUGGAGGAGAUGCUGGAUAACGGCUUCCCGCUGGCCACCGAAUCAAACAUCCUGAAAGAGCUCAUUAAACCUCCCACCAUCCUGCGCACUGUGGUCAACACCAUCACGGGGAGCACUAACGUAGGCGAGCAGCUUCCUACAGGUCAGCUGUCGGUGGUCCCGUGGCGGCGCACCGGGGUCAAGUACACCAACAACGAAGCUUAUUUCGACGUGGUGGAAGAAAUCGACGCCAUCAUCGACAAAUCUGGUUCCACGAUCACAGCAGAGAUUCAGGGAGUGAUAGACGCCUGCGUGAAGCUCACGGGGAUGCCCGAUCUCACCCUGUCCUUUAUGAACCCUCGGCUCCUGGACGACGUCAGCUUCCACCCCUGCGUCCGGUUCAAGCGCUGGGAGGCCGAGCGGAUCCUGUCCUUCAUCCCGCCGGACGGAAACUUCCGCCUCCUCUCCUACCACGUCAGCUCUCAGAACCUGGUGGCCAUCCCGGUGUACGUGAAGCACAACAUCAGCUUCAGAGAGGGCAGUUCUCAGGGCCGCUUUGAGCUCACCCUGGGCCCCAAGCAGACCAUGGGCAAAGCGGUGGAGUCCGUCCUGGUGAGCAGUCAGCUGCCCCGGGGCGUCCUCAACGCCAACCUCAACCCCUCGCAGGGAACCUACACCUUCGACCCCGUCACCAAGCUUUUGUCUUGGGACGUGGGCAAGAUCAACCCCCAGAAGCUGCCCAGUUUGAAAGGAUCUAUGAGUCUCCAGGCAGGAGCGUCCAAACCUGACGAAAACCCAACCAUCAACAUCCAGUUCAAGAUCCAGCAGCUGGCCAUCUCAGGUCUGAAAGUAAACAGGUUGGACAUGUACGGCGAGAAGUACAAACCUUUCAAAGGCAUCAAGUACAUGACCAAGGCCGGCAAAUUCCAAGUCCGGACCUAGAGGGACUCAGUCCUGGUUUGCCCGAUCUCCUUUGGGAAGCGUUUCAGGAUCAUUUCAGGAAAACACCGUACGAUAAGACUGUCAGUCGGUAACGGGAGCGAUUGUUCUGUUAUUAACACUAUCAAGUUCACCCGAGUUAAAGGGCCGGUAACUUCAUAUUCCUGUUUUAUUGCGUCCAGUUUUUCACAGCUCUCUCCUUCACGGUACUGUCAUGUAUUGCUCUGUUUUCUCAAGGUGUCUCAUUUCUGCAGAACAAUAAUCCCUCACGACCAUCACAGCCUCCGUCCCCGACGACUGUGUCCGACGCAAACCAUUUAAUAAUAUCUUUUUUUUUUAAAAAUGGUCAAACACUGGACUUUCAUCUUUUUGUUUACUGUAGCGUGUGUACCUUUCGUUUUCGCUGUUAUCGAACUACGCUAUUUAUUGCCUGUCAAAUACUUUAAAGCAUAACCGACCGUAAGAGUCCACGGUAACCCUAUAAGCGAUGCUCGAUUGUUCGGUUUUACCCAGAAUGCAACGUGCGUUUAUGAAACCCGUCCGACCGUCUGAAGCGCAGCUGUAGAAGUUAUGAUUAUGGAUGCUGAAUGAAAGUAGGAAAUGUGUGCAUUUUGUUUUUAGCUUCUGUUGAUGUUUCCUUUCCUGUUUGUUUACAGUGCUAUGAAAUGAUGAUGAUGAUGAUUAAAAACACACACAAAACGUC